GAAAUUCGCCUUUUUUGUCACGUCGUCGAUUUCCUGUCGAGUGGGGGCGUCUUCGCCACUUUCAUUGUAGGAUCCGUGGAGUUUUGCGGCCGCGUGGUAUUUCCGACGUCCGGCAGAGCGUGCCGUUUCCGUGGCUGUUUUUUCUUUUCUGUGCACAAUGCCGACGUCGUUUGGAAAGCGCGCGCGUACGCGCCAGAAGUUCUCCAAGGGGUUCCGUCGCCACGGAAUGCCCGCUGUGUCUCGUUUGCUGGUUAUUCACAAGAAGGGCGACUACGUCGACAUCGUUUGCGAUCCCUCUGUGCAGAAGGGUAUGCCGUACUCGUACUACCACGGCCGCACCGGCAUUGUCUUCAACGUCACUCAGCGGGCCGUCGGCGUGGAAGUGAACAAGGUUGUUGGCAACCGCGUCAUCAAGAAGCGCAUCCACGUUCGUCUCGAGCACGUGAGAAAGUCUCGCUGCAACGAACUCUUCCUCAGACGCGUGAAGGAGAACGACGCUGCCCACCACGAAGCUCACCUGAAGGGAGAGAGCAUUAAGACAAAGCGACAGAUCCCGGGACCGAAGCCUGGCUGCUUCGUCUCCGGCACAAUGGAGGUCCUCGAGCCUGCACCCUUCGUUGAGUCCUACUAAAAACCGAAUAACUGGAGGUUUUACUGGUCGUUCCAACUGCAAGGACCGGCAUGCUGUGGCGAUCCGCCUUCUGUAGAGAACGAGAGAGUGUCCCGCUGCGAACGGACGUCCCGCUAAAAAUGUGGCGGAGAUUUCAGUCAUGCUGGGAUGCAUGUUGACCUGCUGUAGUUGUGGUGGGACGCGGAAAAUGGCGGGACUUUCACGAGGAGGAGGGUUUCAGUAGGGACCAGGGAAGUGCUGGAGGCCAAGGAGCGGACGGCCUCGGGGAUAGAACUGGUGAAUCUGCUUCCAAGUGUGGAAAACCAGACGUGUGCUACGAUUCUCAACAGAUUGGCGGUCUCCCGCGUUGUUACAAACUGUUCACCGAAAGUCCACGGGACGCCAUUCGCGUCGGCAUCGGGAAGUCGGUCGACUUUCCCCCAACGUUGUCUCAGCUUCAGCGCUCUCGACUUGCAUGGUCAACAGCGUAAUGCUCCGUCCUGCUCGUCUCCGUUUUUAAACGGAGCAUUGUGCGUACCCGUUGCUCAGCGUGCCUAGGCGCUGCGUUGUGGAUUUGGCGAGGAAUUCCUUGCUGUUAGAAAGUGGCAACGACCCUUGAGGCACGCGGAACUUCCAGACCAUCGUAGCAGAUGGUGAUCACCUUAUCGUUUCUGUUCUCAGAUGAUGCUCAAUUAAAACCUUC
This is a messenger RNA of Toxoplasma gondii ME49, 1313 nucleotides long. RefSeq names its product ribosomal protein RPL21 (gene RPL21). Gene Ontology annotation, molecular function: structural constituent of ribosome. The coding region runs from base 158 to 631 and encodes 157 amino acids. The record is from RefSeq and is a predicted model, not a curated record. Lineage: Eukaryota; Apicomplexa; Conoidasida; Eucoccidiorida; Sarcocystidae. Gene Ontology annotation, cellular component: ribosome; cytosolic large ribosomal subunit. The transcript has a single exon. Gene Ontology annotation, biological process: translation.